AUGAUGAUCUCGUUCUCCUUCGUGGGCUUGACCAUUUACCUUGUGUUACUAGCCCUCGGAGAAGUUGCGGCAUGGUCGCCAAAACCGUCCACAUUAGCCGACCAAGCGAAUCGCUACUGUGAUCCGGCUCUGGGGUUUAGUCUUGCUUGGAUUUACUGGUUGAAAUAUGCCAUCGUUACUCCAAACCAGUUGACCGCUGCCACUUUGCUCAUCGGAUUUUGGGUGGACGCCGAGAGGAUCAAUCCAGGUGUUUGGAUAACAGUCUUCCUUGCAGUCAUCACAGGAAUCAACUUCCUCCAUCAAGCACUGCCAGGCCGACUCGAGUUCUAUAUCGCCUCUUUCAAGCUCCUUGUCAUGUCUGCUUUGAUGAUCUUGUCUAUAGUGAUUGCUCUGGGAGGAGGGCCAGACCAUGACCGGCGUGGAUUCCGAUACUGGCAAUCACCAUAUGACGCAUUUGGGACGUUCGGUGCUGGGAAUGAUAAGCUGGUCGAUCGGUUCUUUGUCGUCUGCAACACGAUGUCAUCUGCCACAUUCGCAUUCGUGGGGAGCGAGCGCUCAGGUAUCUUGAUCCGGGCCCCAGAUGUGCGGAAGGCUAUGUCUCGCGCGAUCAAACACACCUUCUAUCGGGUGCUGGUAUCUCACCUUCUUGCUAUUACACUUCUGGGCAUGCUCAUACCGCCGUACUCUGAACACUUGGCUUUCAACAGCCACUCCGAGAAACGAGCAGCAGCGUCACCAUUCGUCGCCGCGAUUUAUCUAUCCGGGAUAAAAGUUGUCCCGCACAUCUUGAAUGCAUGCAUCUUAGUAUUCGUGCUGUCCAUCGGAAACUUCGAUCUCUUCCUGGCCACCAAGGCAUUAUGUGAUCUGGCGCUCAAGCACCGCGCCCCUGCGGUCUUGGCCCGAACGAACAGCCGCGGGAUCCCUAUAUAUUCCCUGCUCCUCUGUGUUUUGAUAUCGAUGCUGGCUUAUAUCAACGUGAGCAAGAAUUCGACCGUGGUGUUUGGCUACUUCGUGAACCUAGUGACCAUGCUCGGUCUCCUGACCUGGGUCUCUGUCCUGGUCACACACAUGGCGUUUGUGCGAGCACGGAGAGCCCAAGGUGUGCCCGAUAAGUCUCUUGGUGACCAUAUCAGAUUUGACCCCUUGGCAAUUGUUUCUUCCUAUAUCGCGGUGCCCCUUUAUCUUGUCCUUAUCAUUGGUUACAAGUUUGCUGUCAGAUGCAAGGGAGUGGAUCCGAUGCGGGCGGAUCUUUGGACGGACCGAUUGGAUAUCAACGUUGCAGUGUCUGUUGAGAACCGGGCGGAAUAG
Molecule: messenger RNA, 1308 nt
Organism: Penicillium chermesinum
Lineage: Eukaryota; Fungi; Ascomycota; Eurotiomycetes; Eurotiales; Aspergillaceae
Product: putative amino acid permease
Exons: 3
Coding region: 1-1308 (435 amino acids)
Biological process (GO): amino acid transmembrane transport
Cellular component (GO): membrane
Molecular function (GO): amino acid transmembrane transporter activity
Source: RefSeq, a predicted model, not a curated record